This is a messenger RNA of Seriola dumerili (greater amberjack), 774 nucleotides long. It is a transcript of the gene commd8, whose product is annotated as COMM domain containing 8. Lineage: Eukaryota; Metazoa; Chordata; Actinopteri; Carangiformes; Carangidae. The coding region runs from base 214 to 747 and encodes 177 amino acids. The transcript has 6 exons. The record is from RefSeq and is a predicted model, not a curated record.
UGAGGACGGGGUCUGUGCUCCCGUGUUGACACCAGGCCCCGAGGGACGUUGUUGUUCACCACUGUAAUGAAUGAACAGACCCGCAGUCACGUUUCUUUUUCCUGAAACCGAGCAGCGUUAGUCCUCAGCGGAGAGCGGCAGCAGAAAGUGAACGCAACUCGCGUAGUCAUGUGAUUGACAUCAGCUGAUCAGCAGGCGGAACCAAAGGAGAACAUGGUGGUUCUACUGAGCAAGUUACCCGUGGCGGACAGUGUAAAGCUGUGUCACAGGGUGGUGGAUGGACUGUGUGGGAGGCAGCCUCCUUGCAGGGGGGAUUACAGCGCCACCUGGAGCCUGGAGGAGUGGCUGGAGCUGCUCAGCUCCCUGACGGCCCUGUUCCGCCUGGCAGUGGGUAACAACAGCUCUGAUGAGGAGGUGCUGGCUGGGCUGUCAGGUGUGGGCAGCGGCGGCCAUGCUGACACUGUGCUGAGUGUGCUGAGAGCCAGAGAGGAGGAGAUCCGCCGUGCUCUGCUGGACAGAACCAACUCCAUCUCCACCGCCACGCUGCAGGACUUCGACUGGCAGCUGAAGUUAGCUCUGUCCAGUGAUAAGAUCUCGUCCCUCCACACCCCUCUGCUCAGCCUCAGUCUGGACGUGAGAGAGGAUGGAGCCCUCCGGCCCGUCACCAUGGAGAUGAACCGAGACGAGUUAAACACUCUCAUCAAUUCACUAGAGGCUGCUAAUAAGGUGAUGCUGCAGUUGAAAUGAUGGAAGCUUGUGGACCACUGAUCCCAC